This is a messenger RNA of Amoebophrya sp. A25, 2065 nucleotides long. Lineage: Eukaryota; Dinophyceae; Syndiniales; Amoebophryaceae. The record is from the annotation of a GenBank genome assembly.
GUAAAUUCUUGUUUCGUCGAAACCAACAAAGAAUACGAAAUGCCACUCUCCAACAUGAAGAGCAUGUCCACUCGAGCAGCCGCUUUGCGGCGGCGCGUGUCAGAGUACACGUCUGCGGCAAGUCUCAAAGCAGACGCCGCGACAGAGCGGGCGAUUCAACUCUUGCACAGUCUGCGUGAGUGGGUUCAGACGAAAACUGCGAUCACAAGCGGCGAAGUUCAGCAACCAGAAGGUGUCGAUGUGCGAGAAGAAGGAGAAGCAGCACCCGCUGUGCCAUCAAAAUCAAACUCGACGGUUUCAACACUCGCAGCUCAUUUGAAGAGAACGAUCGGAUCGAUUCCGUUUUUCGCAUGGCAGAUCUCGUUCUUCUACGCACUGCCACAGUUGAUUCUGUUGAUUAUAUUGCUAGUGGUUCCCGCGAACAGGGUGACGAAUACGUGCUUUGCGCGGCAGUGGUCACCACUGACCUGCGGCGUAAAUGGUGUGAACUGCAUACUGGAUACUUCUGUCUGGACGAGCCGUAUGCAUGAUAUAUUAUAUAUAAGGCUGCACUGAUAGUCUUACUGUUAUCUCGUAUGGUGCAGACGCUGUGUAGCCUCGUCCCCACAUGCACUGCAUCCGUUACCUAACCACUAGGCGUCGGGGUCGGCGACGUAGAUCAUGUGCUAUUCUUGUCAGUAGUGCUUGUUGCUGUUUUAGUUUUGGAUUGACCGAUGCCAGCAAUUUGCGUCCUCUUCCUUGUGUAACAGGUCUUCUUCUAUAAUUGGAUGUACUAACUAUUUAAUCUAUGUAAUGUAGUCGUCUGUGUUGAACAAUGCCACGAGGACCUCCACAAACUUAGUCCCUUCAGCCUCCUUUCUUGACGUUCAUGGAAGAGGCUGAGUGGAGGAGUAUCUACUGCCGCCAAGGUUGCGGCAGCGUCCUGAGAGGAGGUUGGGAUGCUGUGUUUGGCGGCUUACCGAGUUCCGAGGUAAAUUUUUCGCGUCAGAGACGACUGCGAGAAGGUGAGGUUGGGAUUCAUGAGAAUGAAGAGCUUCAACCAGCAAAACUACUGAAUGCCGAUGAGGCCGCGACAAUCACUAGAGCUGUGAAAUGGAUCACUGUCAACUCCUCGUCAGAGGAGGAUAGCACAAAUCAAGAAACGACUUUCCCUGAGCUGCAGGGGCGUGAAGAGCAAGGUCAAUUUUCUCGCAUGGUGGAGAUCCAAACUACAGGCGAUCGACGUCGUAUCCAGUCUGUGAUAGUCAACCACGAGGACGGACCUUCGUCUUCCGGCGUACAAGUUUUACCCCACGAGGAAGACUCAAGAAUAUUUUUAACUAGUAAUCGAGUGCUAACGUCGUCCGUCAAGGAGGGUUACAUUUACUCGGCUCCGAGUCUCUUGUGCCCGUCAGCGGUGCAUGCAGGGUUCGUGUCCGACGAGAGCGGAGGCUGUCUCCGCUACAGGACGCAUCCUGGAUUUCAUAUCUACUCGCCGAGGAAACGCAAUGGUUAUACCUCUUCCGAAAUGGGCUAUUUUCCUGUCGCAGUAGAACUGCGAGCUUGCGACGAUCCAGCUGCAUGGGCUGGAGGGAAAGUGGGGGACACUGAUAUGAACAGAAGAAAUACUUAUUGUUGAACUUGAAAUGACCACAUGUAAGUAAAAACCGGUUGAUUUUCCCUCUUUUUAUCCUAGGUUUUUCCCUCCAAUCAAUAAUCACAUGUAAGUAACAUACCAGACCAACAAUGACCGUAGCCACCUAUUGCUAUAUUAUAGAAGAGGCACCAUGUUGACGAUGACAUGACAAUGAUCAUAGUCAUAGAUCAUAGAUGGAUCCUCUCUUUUUCAUCAUUCCUCGGGUUUAUUCUUCUCUUUCAUUCAGAAGCCAUCGCAUGCGGAGGUCCUGACGGCUGUGGAGCCAGUAGCUUUUGCGUGCUUGACCCUGUUCCUCCUUAUUGUAUGAUGCCACUCAUUGAGAACGAAGGUAUGGGACGAACGUCGUUGCAGCUCAGUAAAAGAAGCCAAAGGGGGUCGGAACGACAUUCCCAUAUCGACAUUCUCAAUGAGUGGAAGCAUUCACUUAUG